Ilex paraguariensis (yerba mate) is the source of this 384-nucleotide messenger RNA. NCBI's taxonomy places the organism in Eukaryota, Viridiplantae, Streptophyta, Magnoliopsida, Aquifoliales, Aquifoliaceae. The record is from the annotation of a GenBank genome assembly.
AUGGCUUCAGAUCAAAAUACCCUCAACAAACACCAGUCCCACACCAAUAAGACCACCGUCUUUGGGUGGUCCAGCCGCCGGAGAACACCAUUACGUAGGCGGAGACCGCCAUCGAUGCGGCUGGGAGGAAAGAAAACCCGCCGAGGACUCUUCUUGGUGAGACUUUUCAGGCGAGUCCGACUGCGAUGGUUAAAGCUCAAGUACUCGUGCAUGCUCAAGAAGCUCAAGGACUACUAUCAUUCUUUGGUGAAAGAUAUCAUUGAAGGCGGUGCGACCAUCGAGUCGUAUCAACAGAGACUUUUUCUGGAGACUUCUUUCGCCAUACCCGUCAUGGGUCUGUCCUUCAGUAGUAUUCCAACCAGCUACGGUUUAGACCGCCCCUGA